Messenger RNA from Oryza brachyantha (malo sina), 1883 nucleotides. RefSeq names its product UPF0481 protein At3g47200-like. The transcript has a single exon. The record is from RefSeq and is a predicted model, not a curated record. The coding region runs from base 22 to 1599 and encodes 525 amino acids. NCBI's taxonomy places the organism in Eukaryota, Viridiplantae, Streptophyta, Magnoliopsida, Poales, Poaceae.
GAUACAAGUCGCAAAGUAGACAUGAAUAGACUUGUAAUUUCCAUGACCCAUGAGCUUGAUUAUUACUGGUCACUGGGUGAAGUCCCUGACAAUGGGCAGAAGCCAUGUGUCAUCUACAAAGUUCAGGAGCACAUUCGCAUGGUUGACAAGUUCUCUUACGAACCCUGCGUGCUAUCAAUUGGCCUUUAUCAUCAUGGAGCUCUAGCCCUACAAACCAUGCAGAAAGAGAAGUGGAGUUAUCUAGAUUAUGUUCUCAAUAUAAACUGUGAGAAAAGCUUGCUGGAUUACCUACUUGCACUCGAAGACCUAGCAAAGGCAGCAAGGAGCUGCUACUCUGAUGACAUAAAAAUGGACGACGAAGAGUUCUUGCAAAUGCUGUUACUUGACGGGUGCUUUGUCUUAGUGGCACUUGGUGGAACCAAAGGAGUUUUAGCAUGCGGAAGACAAGUACAGAUGGACAGUUUAAGUUCUGAAGAGGCCGUGGCGGAAACUGGAGGACAGAAGAGAUCCCAUCCUGAUGAUGUUAAGGAGGCGAACGAGAUAAAGAACCAAACUUCGAGUCAAGAUGACAAAGAGGGUGUUCAACGAACUAAAUACGAUGAAGAAAUUGGACAAUGGUUCUUCAGAUUUUUAAUCCAUGAUUUAUUCUUGCUGGAGAACCAAAUACCUUUUUUUAUUGUGGAGAAGAUAUUCAAGGUUGUUGCUGGUGACGUCUGUAUGGAUCCACCAUUUACUCAUGAUAUAGCAAACUAUGUGGAAUGUGCUUUACGUUGGUUUCCAAAAUCAAUUCAAGAGUACGAUAGGCCCAAAGACUUCCAUCAUUUGCUUCACUUGUGCCACAUGUAUUUUAGGCCAAGCCAUAAUGCCGAAGUGAACUGCCAAACAGGGCAACAGUAUUUUCUAAGGUUUCUAAGCUUUGGACGUAAAUAUUUCAGACUUGGGCACUAUCUCGACGAGACGGAGAACAGUUCGUCAUUCAACCUUGAAAUGCUGCCCUCACAAGAUGGCCACCAACUAAAUCGCUGGCGCCGAACCGCGCAGUACCUAGAAGCUGGAGCUAAAUUUAUGAAACGGAAGAAUGAAAAAUCGCAACCUCAUUCACUAUUAGACAUUAAGUUUAGCAAUGGGACAAUGGAAAUUCCAUGCAUUGUUGUAGAUGAGUACACAGGAACUCUUUUCAGGAACCUUAUUGCGUUUGAGCAAACGUGUCCUCAGUUUGGAGACGACUUUACAUCAUAUAUUGUUUUCUUAUCUCAGCUUAUAAGUAUGCCUGAAGAUGUCACGCUUCUUGCUCGGAGACAGAUCAUUGUGCAUCACCUUGAAAGCGAUGAAAUGGUAUCAGAUUUGUUCACCAUGCUCAGUAAGGAUGUGGUCUUUGAUUUUAAUGGUCAAUAUUAUCUGAAAUCUUUAUGCCAGACGAUGGAGACGUACUAUCAAAGUCGUCUUAAUAGAUGGAUUGCAUGGCUUUGGCUGAAUCACUUCAGAAAUCCAUGGUUGGUUUUAGCUGCAUUUGCCACGGCUAUUGUUCUUCUCUGUACGAUAGUACAGACUGUUUAUGGAAUAUUGGCAUAUGUUAACCCACCAGGUUCCAACCCGUGAAGUAUCAGGUUAACACGAAUCAGACAUAUAUCUCUGACCACCAGUUUAUCUAACUGUCAAAUUAACUUUUUAUCCCGGUGAUAUUUUGUUCGGAUGUAGCUUUACAAUACUGUCAUUACCUUUGCAUACAUUUUUUGAUGAUGCCCCAACCCCAUCAAUCUUCUGAAACUCUUCACUAAUUGGCAGAAGGUCGCAUUCAGAACAAAUAGCAUUCGUAUAUAAAGCUACAGGUUGUAUGAACAGUAGACCUAUAUUUGUGAAGAAUUUCAUUUUCAGUCAAAUGC